AUGGACAUGUCUUUCGCCGCCGUGGGCUUAGCCCUGCCCAUGACCUCGACUCCUGAAAACGAAGUAAUUAAGAAUCUCCAAAAGAGAACAGUCAUCUAUCAUCCGAAUCGCUCGACCCGCGCAAACAUUACUUUUGUCGACAUCGUAGAGCAUAUUGUUCAGGGUACUACGUGCAUGGAAGCGCCUUCUAUGGAAAUGAUUGCACCUGCAAUUCUGAAGACUCGUGCACUUGACCUCACUGCGUUCUUGAUAGCAUUUCGAAUGAUCCUGAAGAACACUCCCAUCUUGCUGUCUCUACCAGCAGCAUCGCUACGGCUGCAGCGCUCCUACUACAGCCCACAGUCUGCAGGCAGAAUGAUACCAGGAGGUCAGCCAGAGGCUCAAAGGAAAACCACUCCAGAGACGCAGGAAGAUUUUGCUAUUUUGGAUACUCCUGUUGGGACGCACGAUGAUUCCAUCCUCCCCUUCAGACAAACUCUCGAUGAUCUCCAAGCGCGUGUUCAAAGGCUCGAACAACACUUACUGGGAGAAAACGGACCCAGACCGCAGCCGACACGAAAUGCACCCUUUCCACAAUCGUUGCAGGAACUUGAUGCCCGUAUUUUCGGCAUUGAACAGCGACUGGUCACCCAGCCAGCCGAUCAGCCGACCUCCCAACCAUGCAGUAUUCCACCAGUGCUGCCGCACCUUCGAGCUUCGGCGGAUAAAACCAAGCUGUUCGGACCAAGUAGUUGGAGUCACACGUUUGAGCAGUUGCACGCCAUUCGCAAGGUCCGCAUGGCGACCAAGUCAGCACCCAGCAACGAUGUACAAACCGCGGAGAUGACCAACUUGUUCAAGACAUGUCGUAACCUACGCAGGACAAUCAAAGCUCGCGACUCUCCACAGCUGAUUGAUCCCGUUCCGGACCUGCUGAGAAACCUACCUACCCGCGAGGUCUGUGACCAGCUGGUCCAUCACUAUCUUCGUACUCUGGAGUUGGUCUACCGCGUACUGCAUGUUCCAUCCUUCCAGAGAGAUUACCACUGCUUUUGGGAUGAUCCGGAGUCAGCACGGCGUGGCUUUGUACUGAAGCUUCUCUUGGUUAUAUCUAUAGGUUCCAUAUUUCAUGCUGACGAGACAAAAUGCGCUCCCGUCAGGUCGUCGGUGCGUCGUUGGGUGUGUGCCGCACGGUGGUGGCUCACUGGACUUUCGGAGGCCUCUGCAGCCAAUUUGGAAGGAGUGCAGGUCUUUUGCCUUCUCCUCCUCUGUCGGCAGACGCACACUCUAGGCAAAGAGUCAGUCUGGGUUUCGGCUGGAUCUUUAGUACGGCUCGCCUUUAGCCUCGGACUGCAUCGAGAUCCGAAACAUUUCCCGUCCCUUUCUGUGUUCGAAUGUCAGAUGCGACGGCGCUUAUGGGCGACCGUUCUGGAGCUGGCUACGCAGACCUCGCUGGAUGCAUUUAUGCCUCCGUUGAUCUCGGUCGACGAUUAUGACACAGAGCAUCCGCUAAACCUUGAUGACGCAGAUAUCGACGAGACAACUGCAACCCCUCCGGCCCCCAAACCAACUGGCCACUACACGGACUCAUCCGUUCAGAUUGUGCUGCUGCACUCUCUCCGAACGCGAUUGCAGAUUGCCCGCAUGAUCAACCGAGUCCACUCCGAACUGCCAUACCAUGAAGCCUUGGAACUAGGGGCCGCGCUCAGCACGUCCUGCAACGACAUCGCCAUAUUCAUACACACCCACAGCGCGCAACACUCCAACCACCCGAUGAAACCGACCGACUUUCACCACAAACACCUCACCACCUACCUCCACCGAUCCAUCCUCCUCCUCCACCGCCCAUUCACCCUCCACUCCCUCACCGACCCCCGCUUCCACCUCUCCCGCAAACUCAGCCUCGAAUCCGCCACCACCAUCCUCUCCCUCCUCAACACCCCCGACAACCCCCCAGACGACUUUACCCGCCUCUCCUCCUCGGGAGCAGGAACAUUCCGCGGCCCGCUCUCCCUCGACAUCAUCAGCGCCCUAUGCCUGGAAAUAAUCACCCAGCUGGAGGUGGAAUCCGCGCGGUGCCCGCACCCGUCAACAGCCAUACCCGGCUCGGAGCUCUUGGACGAGAUUGCGCGCUCUGCGCGGCACCCCCUCCUACACACCCUCCAGCGUGCCCAGGCGCAUCUCCUGCAAGCCAUUGCGGACGGGAAGCCGAGUAUGAAGCGGUAUGGGAUUCUGUCAGUAGCCCUGAGACAGAUCGAGGCGAUGAGUGCGGGGACUUGCCCUAUGCGAGUUAUUCGGGAUGCGCUGGUGGAUGUGAUGCGGACGUGUGCGGGGCUGCUGCAGGGGUAUCUCGAUACGACGGAGGCUGGAGAUAGACCGACGGAAGGCGUCGACGACUGGGACGCCAUGGGGUUCACGCCAGAUAGUGACCUGGACUUUUUGCUUCGUGGUAUGGGCUGGGACAGCGCUCUCUUGGAGGUUCCGAACCCGACGGAUGAAUAUGCAGUGAUGUGA
Aspergillus thermomutatus is the source of this 2493-nucleotide messenger RNA. Its product is annotated as fungal specific transcription factor domain-containing protein. Gene Ontology annotation, cellular component: nucleus. The transcript is spliced from 4 exons. Gene Ontology annotation, biological process: regulation of transcription by RNA polymerase II; DNA-templated transcription. NCBI's taxonomy places the organism in Eukaryota, Fungi, Ascomycota, Eurotiomycetes, Eurotiales, Aspergillaceae. The record is from RefSeq and is a predicted model, not a curated record. Gene Ontology annotation, molecular function: zinc ion binding; DNA-binding transcription activator activity, RNA polymerase II-specific; RNA polymerase II cis-regulatory region sequence-specific DNA binding. The coding region runs from base 1 to 2493 and encodes 830 amino acids.